AUGGUCGGGGAAGAUGACCAGCUUUCGACCGAAUGGGUUUCGGUCAUCGUUGGAGAGGUUGGAUUCGAUCUUGCAUUUCAUCUGCAUCAAUUUAGUUUCCUGCUCAAUGGAUCCCCGACAGAUAGAUUCAGAGUCAAAAGGGGCCUUAGACAAGGUUGCCUGUCUCCUUUCCUGUUUAACAUUGUUGCUGAAGGUUUGAGCUCAAUUAUCUCAAAAGCCGCUUCCCUUGGUUUCUUUGACGGAAUUUCUAUUGGUCAGGAAAAUUUGACGAUCACCCUCCUUCAAUUUGCGGAUGAUUUAAUCAUCUUCUGUGGAGAUGGCAUCACUCAGGUUCAAAAUACUAAGCGUCUCCUUCGAUGCUUCAAACUCGCGUUUGGAUUAAAGCUAAAUUUAAAGAAAUCAACUCUGCUUGGUGUUAAUGUGGAUGAGGCGGUGAUUCUUUCUUGGUCAAGACUACUUAAUUGCUUAAUGAGUUCUCUUCCAACCUCCCCUUGGGACAACCGAGGAAUUCAACGGCUUUGUGGAGACCGAUCUUAG
Messenger RNA from Hibiscus syriacus, 537 nucleotides. RefSeq lists its product as uncharacterized. Lineage: Eukaryota; Viridiplantae; Streptophyta; Magnoliopsida; Malvales; Malvaceae. Bases 1 to 537 code for a protein of 178 amino acids. The transcript has 2 exons. The record is from RefSeq and is a predicted model, not a curated record.